Molecule: messenger RNA, 249 nt
Organism: Pelobates cultripes (western spadefoot toad)
Lineage: Eukaryota; Metazoa; Chordata; Amphibia; Anura; Pelobatidae
Source: the annotation of a GenBank genome assembly
AUGAGCGACAGCACUCACCCCCAAGCACGCCAGAGUGGGACCAAACAAUACACCCGAUCGGUCUACCACACAAAGACCAUGGGGACCUCAGACCACCCUGUCAACCACACCAACCCCCGAGCACCAGCCCACAACAGCGAGACUCACCGGAGUGGUGAACAACACACACGGGCCUCAGGAAGGAACCAGCGAGAAACAAAGUCCAGCCACUCGGGCGCAGGCACCGGACUCAUGCUGCUCGAGCGCUAA